AUGUUGUUAUUUGAAUAUAUUCCGACCAUAUUUUCUACUGUAUUAAAACAUUAUACUAAAGGCCCGCCUAAAAAAUCAUGGGGUCUAAAAUUUCAUUUGACUGUAGCAGUGACUAAAAGAGAUAAUAAAUUAUCAAAAAAACCUAUUGAACGAACUCAAAAGGAAAUAGACGAUUAUCUUAAGCCUAAAAUUCCUUCUAAUAUAACUAUAAAAAAUGUUAUAUUAGAUGAGGAAUAUAGACAAAAGAGUAAAACGCAUUUAGAAAAGAUUUUGAAACAAUAUGAUGAUGUGUUAGACGAGGGAUGGAAAGAACCAAAUGAUAAAGGAUUGCAUGGGGAAUGGAUGUAUAUUAAUGAAAAUGCUAGUGAAAUUGAUCAUGUAAUUUUAUAUUUGCAUGGUGGUGGAUUUUGUAUCGGUUCAGCUAAAUAUGCUAGAACAGUUACACUCAAAUUUGUUGAGCUAGCUGAUUCUCGAAUUUUUGCACUUGAUUAUCGUCUUUCGCCGCAGAGUCAAUUUCCUGCCGCUCUUUGUGAUUCCGUCGCCGCUGCGGGUGGCAAUUUGGUCUUUGCUACACUCUUAGCUUUAAGAGACGCUGGAUUGCCUUUGCCAGCGGGCGCAAUUGCAUUGUCACCAUGGGUUGAUUUAACUCAUAGCAUGCAAUCAUUUUGGGAUGCUAAAAUAGAUAAAGUAGAUUUUGUACCUUCAAAACUAGGCCUUUUUGCAUUCCCUUCGUCUCCUGUCAUGGACGAAUAUCAUACCAACGCAAAGGCUCUAGCUGAUAAAAUCACUCUAAAAAACCCUACAAUUGUUAGUCAUCCUUCUUUUACUGAAGUACCUCGUUUCAAUCAUUAUUGUGCUAACGAAGCGUUGACAAUCCCUUAUGUUAGGCAACAAGUUGGAGGUGAUGAAAAACUUCAUGACGAAGCUAUUCUAAUUAGCCAUAAAGCAGCAAAUCCUCAUGAAUACCAAUUGCCUUCAUAUGCAACUAAAAAUUUUGAAAAGUCACCUUUUAAGAAACCUACUAAAGUUAUACUUGAAGUUUAUGAUGAUAUGCCUCAUAUCUGGCAUAUGUGCACUUUUUUUAAACCUUCUCAAAUAGCAUUGGAACGUUGUCGUGAUUUUAUAAAACGUGUUAUUUCUAUUGAAGACAAUAAUACAUCCAUGACUGAUCUUAUUAAAGAAGAGGCAGUAUCCUCUUCUAUUUCUGUUUCGCCUUCAUUUAUUGCAAUGAGAGUUAGUACAGGUGGUAUUAUCAGAGAAUUGAAUGAAACCGAUCGGGAUUGUCUAAAAUGGGAUAAAAUUGGA
Molecule: messenger RNA, 1305 nt
Organism: Racocetra persica
Lineage: Eukaryota; Fungi; Glomeromycota; Glomeromycetes; Diversisporales; Gigasporaceae
Source: the annotation of a GenBank genome assembly